AUGUUGCCCCGGGAGAGGGAGGGACGCGAGCACAGAUACCGCUUUCCUAAGGCUUGGCUCUGCAGGCUUAGCACUAAAGUCUGCUUGGCACCACCUUUUGGGAGAGGUCUGCAAAAGGGGCUCUGGACAAGGCCAUGGAUAAAGGCAGCCGCUCGCCCACCCUGUUCUUUUGGUGCAUGGGAGCGUUUGCAGUCGCAAACCCAGCGAGUUAAUGGUGUUCAUCAUCACCUUGGGAGACAGCGAGAGCCACCUGUGCCAUCCAGCCAUCUGUGCCAUCCAGCCCCUGCUGCUGUGCUCCCACAGAAGGCCGUGGAUGAGAAAACAGAAGAGUUCAAGCUGGUCUACAGGUUUCCGGGGAUUAGGUACUGCCGGGUCCUGUCCAGGCUGAAGCUGUUACAGACUGCCACCACCAUGGCCAUCCUGCCGCCCAUCUGCUACCUCUAUCUGCAACAACAGGUUUCUCUGAGUAUCUUCUUAUACACAACCGGCAUUGCUGUCUUUGCUGGUGCAAUGCUGUAUGGUAUGAGCUACUUUUUCAGACGAAUUAUCGGAUUAAUCUACUUAAAUAAAACUGGCCGUACUGUCAAAGUGGCCCACUUGACAUUUUGGGGAAGACGGAAUGACAUUUACUGCCCCACCGAGUCAGUGGUGACUUUGGAUGAAGUUGGAGAUAGCAAGAGGGAGAUACUUCUUCAGUUCAAACGCCAUGAUAGUACAGAUAUUUUGUAUUUUACGAUUAAGUUUGGCCAGAUCGUAGACAAACAGAAGUUCAGUCAAAUAUUUGGAGAACUUGAGUGAUACAACAGCCAAUUUCAAGUGCUUUCCCAUGUUGCAUGUUCAUUGUGCUUACUUUGUGAUGUUUAAUUAAUCUACCAAACUGACAUGCUUCUGUCAUUUUUCUAUGCAAAGCCUGCUGGUAAGUGCAUUUAGCGUAAAGAACAAUUCACCAGGCUAAACGUCUCUGUAGCUUGUUUAAGGUGUGAGCGGUGGCUGUUCUGUGGCGUGUACAGGGAUGUGCAUGGUGCAGAGUCACCAGCAGCUCCGAGUCUGAACUGUCCCACUGGGAAGGUGCAGCGGGAGGCAGAGUUACCAGUGCUGACCCCGAGUGUUUCAGUUGGCCUCUGAGAUUGUUUUGAAACAGGAAAAAACUCUUGGAGUGAAAUGCAGUAACUCUACCAGAGCAUGCUCACCUUAAAUUAAUUGUUUCAUUUAGUGAAUUUUAGGUUGACUGGGAAGCCUUUUGAAAUUAAAACUUGUCUUAUACCUACAUAUGAUAAAUAAAGCUGGAUGUGAGAGAGACAUGCAUUGAUGAACUCAGGAUAAUUGGCAAGAAGGUAGAAGAGGUGUAAGGUGCGUGGGGUCUCUUGGCAAGGUCUUCCAGGAUGUGAACGUGAGCAAAGCAAGGGUACAUGUUGCCAGUUCAGCUGUAAGGGUAAGUUAGAGACUGGGACAGCAUUUCAGGAGCCUCUCAUAGAAAUUGCUUUCCCAUUGGAAUCGAGGAAAACCACACCUGAACUAUGGUGCUGUGAGUUACAGGGACAGUCUGUCACCCUUGGUCAGUUUGGAUCCUAAUGACCAUCUGAAAAUUUGGAACUACUUGUCCUUCUGGGCAUAUAUUCAUGUUUGUUUUGUAUGUGCAAAUGAUGUUUAAUCAGUGCUGUAACACUUGAGUUGCAAAAGCUUCAGUAAAUGUUACCAAAAUUACCUUAGACUAUGUGAAUUAAACCAUCUUCUAUGAAGUUGACCAUACAGCCUGGGAAACAAGUCAUCUGUGUCCCCUGAUGCGUUUACCGAUUUGGGCGUAUUUUAACCUCAAAAGCUCUGUUGUCAAAUACACUUUCCAUCCCUACUCCUCCAAUCUGGGUUUACCUAAAAUGAAAAAAGGUAAGAUAGCUAAAAGCUGUGUUGAAUUACGGCUCAAAAUACGUGUACUUUGUAUUCUGUUGAACUUGGCAGGGUUGGCUGCCUCAGCAUCUCCAGGUCUGUGAAGGCCACUGGUCUCACUCUGCGGUGUUAGUAUGACUCAUUCUUUUCUAAAACCAAAACUUCAGUAGAAAGGAAGAGCAGGAUUUAAACCCAGGAAAGAAACCUGAUCACUUGUAACAUGUGAAACUUUUUUUGAAUUGUCAGAAGCAAGUUAACUCUUAACACCAAUAGAGAAGUUUGCAGAGCAGCAGAUGCAGGUAAGUUAAGUCACUGUUUAAGUGCACAGGCUAACCCCGAUUUACUAUUUAUUCGUGUUGAACUUCUCCUAAUGGGGACUCUAUUAUUUUAAAUUUUGGCCAAUAGUGUAUGGUAGAGUAAUAUCUAAAGGAAGAGAGAAAUGGUCCAUGGCUUAAACCCUAUGGCAGCAAAAUACAGUGGACUCUAUGAAACACUGUGUUUUUUGAGGCUUAUUUUCAUAAGAAUGUAUUUAAUAUGCGCUAAUGAUUCAGUUUAGUCAUGUACCAAGUGUAAAGUAAAAAGCCCUGGAGAAGUUCAAUUAUAAAUAUUUUAUUUAAUAAUAUUGAUUACACAUGAGAUGUCAUUCGUUAUGAAUCUGUGUACAGUUACUAGUUACACCAUGACGUGUAGUUAAGUAUUUGUUUAAACAUUUAUUUGGCACUGUCCACAGUAUGCUGUAAACAACAUUAACUUUAUAUGCUUCAGCUGCAGUGCUUUCUAUGUAUUCUCUAACAUGAUUUCAUCAACAUGUUGUACACAAUUAUACAGUUACUGAGUGUCAGUAAAAAUUAUAAAAACACCUAGAGUAUUCAUAAUAAAAGUGAAGAUGUGGUAAGACUUCAACUUACUGGACCUUUGCUUCUGUAAAAGUACAAGACUUGCUAGAGACAUUUACUAAAACUACUGCACUGAUAUGUUGAACAGAGUAAUUCCCAAAAUGCUGUCGGAUACAGUUCUUGGUUUGACUCUCCUCUUGCUGAUAAUACGCUUACGAGGACAGUGAUGACCGUGAGGUUUUGCUGAACACCAGUUUACUAGUCCUUCCCCCCAAUUUCUACCACCUCUGUUCAAAAACCUGCUCAGGUUCUGACCAGCUGGCACCAGAAUUGUGGUUUCUGUAGAGAGGUUUACAGAGGUAUUUUUAAGCUAGCAGAAGUGAGGGUACUUGAGUUUCCCAAUACCAGCACUCAAGCUGGGAAAAAAACAUGAUUAACACUUCUCAAAGCAGGUAAAGAAACCUUUCACAUUUUGGUAGCUGUGCUCUGUCUCUUACUAUGUACUUAAAAAUUGUGGCCAGAUCCUAAUAGAGUGACUGUAAAGUCCGCUGUGGUCCCUGGUUUUUGGUGCACAACAUAAAGUUAAACUUAGUAAGCAAAAUUCAGAUGCUUGCUAGCCAAG
Molecule: messenger RNA, 3342 nt
Organism: Athene cunicularia (burrowing owl)
Lineage: Eukaryota; Metazoa; Chordata; Aves; Strigiformes; Strigidae
Gene: TMEM186
Product: transmembrane protein 186
Exons: 3
Coding region: 1-798 (265 amino acids)
Cellular component (GO): mitochondrion
Source: RefSeq, a predicted model, not a curated record